AUGGGAACUAGCAGCUCAGUUCCUAAUAAGCAAAGUCGUAAAGAUGGCAAUACGAAUACUACACCGUCAACAAAUAGCCAUAACAACGAAUCUCUCGGGUCUGAUAGCGAUAAUCGCCUACUAACUGGACAGGAUAGUAGCCUAGAUGGUACUCCACGAACAGAGCGGAAGAUAUUCACAACCUUGGCCAAGAGGAAGAGCGGCUCAAUUCGCAAAGGAAGCGUUCGAACAUCACAUAUGAUCACUGAUCUAGAAGCUGAAGUUGAAAAAUUGAAAAAAGAGUUUGAUGUCUUUCGCCUACAGAAAGAAACUGAAAUCGAACAACUGAAUGCUGCUAAAGAAAAAUCGAAUAAUGAAAUUAAACGUUUAAAGGGUGAAGUUAAAGUUACUAGAGAUGCUUGUUCCAAGCUUGUAACAGAGCGUGAUAACGCUGUCACUUCCGAGAAACAGGCCAUCGCCAGAGCAGCAACUUUCCAGCAAGAACGUGAUAAGAUACAACGUCAAUUUAAAUUGUAUCGAGAAACCAAGGAAAGUGAAUUACAUGAACUUUUGAAAACUAAAAGGGAGCUAGAAGGAAAAUUAUUUAGACAAAAUACUGUUGAUAGUACUUCUGGUAGUGCUAUAGUCAGAGAAAAUUCAGCAAAAGCUGAGGUACGUACGCUAGGUGGUGUAAGCAACGUUAGUAAUCCGCCUCUUGUUAGUGACUGGUCAACGUCACUAGAAAGCAGUUGGUCAAUUAAUUGGGCUGCUGUAUGCAAUGAUAAGGGGCCAGAAGCAUCCCAACUUGGCGAUAUUGAUGGUCCAUAUUUAAAUAUCAAUAAAGAUGACUGGAAAGCUGCCAGUAUGGCUCUAUCUAAAUCAUUGCCACUGUUUAUGCAAAUUGCUCCUAUUAAUUCUUUAAAAGUCUACGUAUCUGCGCCUAAAGGCUUAGAAAAAGAAGUGGAAAUACUAAAUCAGGUAUAUGUGGGAAAGCUUCAAGAUAUGUGCCAAAGACAUGGGUUUUCUCAGAUGGAAUUCGAUCACGGUCAUUUACGAUGUGCUGGAUCUAGACCUGCCAUAUUUUGUUUUAGGAAUAUUGCGUGGGAUCAGCAAUUUCCAGUGAAGGCAGACACAUUUCGAGGCUAUUCCGCUAAGCAGCUAAAGGUCAUGAUAAGGAAUAGCAAAAACGCAAAGGCAAUAGAUAACUAUAGCAGUCCUGAUGAGGGUGCAGAGCUGGCUUUUAAAGAACUUCGAAAACUAGUGAAAUUGAUUCUGGGAAUAGAAGAUAAUGAAGUCUUUUUAUCCAGUAACGGCGAUAGUGAUAGUGCAAUUAUAGAAAACUCUGACGAUGCCGUUGUAGAUGAUGAGGACAUAUUAGAUAAGACUAAUGAAUGGGAUAUCCUUGGGGAAGCCGAACAGCUAGAAUCACUACGUAUUGCUGCUGAUGCUAGCGACAUAUUUGGCCUUGACGAGCAUAUUGCCAUGGUAUCUAAAGAAAUUAAUGCUGAAGGACCUUCUCCCCCAUUGUUGAUCAUUGGUGAUCAGGGCUCAGGAAAAUCAUUAUUAUCAGCGAAAUGGAUUGAAGAGUACCAGAAACUUCACCCCGACUGUAUCAUAUUGUAUCAUUUCGUAGGGUUACCAAAUUCUAUUAGUGCAGACUCCCUUUUAAUGUUAAAAAGACUAACUAUGCAGCUGAUGCGGCAUACAAGGCAGCGAAACAAGCCAACCAAUGACCCUUUUAAGUUACAGGAAGAUUUCCUUACUAACUUAGAAAAAGUAGCAACCGAGCGUAACAGCCGCGUAAUAUUACUAUUAGAUUCUGCAGAUAGAUUUCGGUCUUGCGAAACGGAGCUAAAGUGGCUUUUAGAUCCAUUUCCUUCGGAGGUAAAGGUGAUUCUGACCUGUAAGGAAGGAACCAUACCAGAAGCAUGGCGGCCCUGGCCGUCAGUCUAUAUCCGCCGGAUGACUGAAGAACACUGUAAAUUAUUAUUGAAAAGUCUUACCGAUAACAUAAUCAGUUUUGCAGACGAUCAGGAAGACGCAAUUGUUACCAAAGCAGCAAAAUUAUCGUCAAGUGCUAUCUUUAUAACUCUGGUUUCUAAGGAAUUAACAAAAAAAUAUGAGUCAAGUAACCUCGAUGAUGAUAUUGAUGCUUGUUUAAGUUGUGAAGGUACGACAGAUCUAUAUUGUCAUAUUCUUAGCCAAAUUGAAAAAGAAUGCGAACCGCAGGAAGAAAAAGGAGUUGUGCGAAAAGUUUUAUCAUCAAUAUAUGCAUCUCGAAAUGGGUUAACUGAAGCAGAAAUACUGAAGCUUGCCGCAAUUGAUUGGAAAACAUGGGGUCCGAUUGUUACUACUUUUAAAGACAACAAAAUCUUGAUUGAGAAAUGUGGUGUUCUUACUUUUCCAUUCCAGCUGGUGCGAAAUGCUAUUAAAUCUAAAUAUAUGUCGGACAAGAUGCACGGAGUCAUUGAUGUUGCAGCGACGAUUAGACAUCAUCUGAUCUAUUUCCAUUCGUCAACGUUACUUACGGAGUAA
Trichoplax adhaerens is the source of this 2514-nucleotide messenger RNA. RefSeq lists its product as uncharacterized. Gene Ontology annotation, cellular component: Cul4-RING E3 ubiquitin ligase complex. The transcript has 17 exons. The record is from RefSeq and is a predicted model, not a curated record. NCBI's taxonomy places the organism in Eukaryota, Metazoa, Placozoa, Uniplacotomia, Trichoplacea, Trichoplacidae. Bases 1 to 2514 code for a protein of 837 amino acids.